Molecule: messenger RNA, 875 nt
Organism: Durio zibethinus
Lineage: Eukaryota; Viridiplantae; Streptophyta; Magnoliopsida; Malvales; Malvaceae
Product: small ribosomal subunit protein eS7-like
Biological process (GO): rRNA processing; ribosomal small subunit biogenesis; translation
Cellular component (GO): ribosome; cytosolic small ribosomal subunit; small-subunit processome
Molecular function (GO): structural constituent of ribosome
Source: RefSeq, a predicted model, not a curated record
CUGAAACCUUAGGUUUUUACUCAUCCGCCAAAUCCUCUAACUCGUUCUUGCCUCUCGUCUCUUCAAUCUUUUGCUUCUCUUUAAGAUCUUGAAGAUGUAUACAUCAAGGAAGAAGAUCCACAAAGAUAAGGAUGCUGAACCAACAGAAUUCGAGGAGUCAGUUGCCCAGGCAUUCUUUGAUUUGGAGAAUACCAACCAGGAUCUGAAAAGUGACCUCAAAGAUCUCUACAUUAAUUCGGCUGUCCAAGUUGAUGUCUCUGGGAGCCGGAAAGCUAUUGUUAUCCAUGUCCCCUACAGAUUGAGGAAAGCUUUUCGCAAGGUUCAUGUUAAGCUUGUGAGGGAACUUGAAAAGAAGUUCAGUGGCAAGGAUGUGAUUCUUAUUGCCACCCGGAGGAUAUUGAGGCCUCCGAAGAAAGGUUCUGCUGUUCAGAGGCCACGCAGCCGCACAUUGACUGCUGUUCAUGAGGCAAUGCUAGAAGAUAUUGUUUUACCUGCUGAGAUUGUCGGGAAGCGCACUAGAUAUAGACUUGAUGGAUCAAAGAUAAUGAAGGUCUUUUUGGACCCCAAGGAACGAAACAACACAGAGUAUAAGCUCGAUGCCUUUUCUGCAGUUUACCGGAAGCUUGCUGGAAAGGAUGUUGUGUUUGAGUUCCCAGUCACAGAGGCAUAGAGAAGUCCUUUUCAAGUAUUGUGACACCUUUUGUCUGGUCUUUCUUCUUCUAAAACUGUUUUUCGUGGGGGCGUAUUUAAAAUUUUUGACAUUUGAGUUUUCAAAACAAGCAGAGAAAUGUCAUGAUGGAUUUAUUUUAUGUACUAUGACGUAUUUUGUGUUGUGGUAUGGCAUUUAAUGAUGUAGGAUUACAAGUUUUAAAAAA